Cynocephalus volans (Philippine flying lemur) is the source of this 1254-nucleotide messenger RNA. It is a transcript of the gene PGK2, whose product is annotated as phosphoglycerate kinase 2. Lineage: Eukaryota; Metazoa; Chordata; Mammalia; Dermoptera; Cynocephalidae. Gene Ontology annotation, biological process: gluconeogenesis; glycolytic process. Gene Ontology annotation, molecular function: ATP binding; ADP binding; phosphoglycerate kinase activity. Gene Ontology annotation, cellular component: sperm fibrous sheath; cytosol; extracellular exosome. The transcript has a single exon. The record is from RefSeq and is a predicted model, not a curated record. Bases 1 to 1254 code for a protein of 417 amino acids.
AUGUCCCUUUCUAAGAAAUUGACUUUAGACAAACUGAGUGUUAACGGGAAGCGAGUCCUCAUGAGAGUAGACUUUAAUGUUCCCAUGAAGAAGAACCAGAUUACAAACAACCAGAGAAUCAAGGCUUCCCUCCCAAGCAUCAAGUACUGUCUAGAUAACGGAGCCAGGUCAGUAGUUCUCAUGAGCCACCUAGGCCGGCCUGAUGGUGUUCCCAUGCCUGACAAAUAUUCAUUAGAGCCUGUUGCGUCUGAGCUCAAAUCCUUGCUGGGCAAAGAUGUUCUGUUCCUGAAGGACUGUGUAGGCUCAGAAGUGGAGAAAGCCUGUGCCAACCCAGCUAUUGGUUCAGUCAUCCUGCUGGAGAACCUGCGCUUUCAUGUGGAGGAAGAAGGGAAGGGCCAAGAUCCUUCUGGAAAUAAACUUAAAGCUGAGCCAGAUAAAAUAGAAGCCUUCCGAGCAUCACUCUCCAAGCUAGGGGAUGUCUAUGUCAAUGACGCUUUUGGCACAGCACACCGGGCUCACAGUUCUAUGGUGGGAGUGAAUCUGCCCCUGAAGGCAUCUGGAUUCCUGAUGAAGAAGGAACUGGAUUACUUUGCCAGAGCCUUGGAAAAGCCAGAAAGACCCUUUCUGGCUAUACUUGGUGGAGCUAAAGUGGCAGACAAGAUCCAACUCAUCAAAAAUAUGCUGGACAAGGUCAAUGAGAUGAUCAUUGGUGGUGGAAUGGCUUUUAGCUUCCUUAAGGUACUCAACAACAUGGAGAUUGGUGCUUCCCUGUUUGAUGAAGAGGGAGCCAAAAUUGUCAGAGAUAUCAUGGACAAAGCAGAUAAGAAUGGUGUAAAGAUUACCUUUCCUGUUGAUUUUGUUACUGCUGACAAGUUUGACGAGAAUGCUAAGGUUGGACAAGCCACUGUAGCAUCUGGCAUACCUGCUGGAUGGAUGGCUUUGGACUGUGGUCCUGAGAGCAACAAGAAAUAUGCUCAAAUUGUGGCUCAAGCAAAGCUAAUUGUUUGGAAUGGACCUUUAGGAGUAUUUGAAUGGGACGCCUUUGCUAAGGGAACCAAAGCCCUCAUGGAUGAAAUUGUGAAAGCUACUUCCAAGGGCUGCAUCACCAUUAUAGGGGGUGGAGACACAGCUACAUGCUGUGCCAAGUGGAACACAGAAGAUAAAGUCAGCCAUGUGAGCACUGGAGGUGGUGCCAGUCUAGAACUUCUGGAAGGUAAAAUUCUUCCUGGAGUAGAUGCCCUCAGCAACUCGUAG